Dothidotthia symphoricarpi CBS 119687 is the source of this 2746-nucleotide messenger RNA. RefSeq lists its product as uncharacterized. Gene Ontology annotation, biological process: protein localization to phagophore assembly site; endoplasmic reticulum to Golgi vesicle-mediated transport. NCBI's taxonomy places the organism in Eukaryota, Fungi, Ascomycota, Dothideomycetes, Pleosporales, Dothidotthiaceae. Bases 199 to 2484 code for a protein of 761 amino acids. Gene Ontology annotation, cellular component: TRAPPIII protein complex; phagophore assembly site; cytoplasmic vesicle. The record is from RefSeq and is a predicted model, not a curated record. The transcript is spliced from 2 exons.
ACCAGUCAGAAGGCUCAGCGGUCCGCAUCCUCCAUGAGGGCCAAUGUCGCCGGCAGCACGUUGAGACAGACAAACAGCCCGCACACGGAUAAAGCGUCCUGCCGCCAGACCACCGCCGCCGUCCUCCGAAUACAUGCCGGCAGCCUCAGCAAGCACGCGCGCAUCCAGUACCCCGCGGGCGCAUCGCCCUAGCCCGCCAUGACGCCGCAAGAUGGCCUGCCCAAGCCUCCCACCCAAGAGGCCUCGUUGAUCCUGCCCCGACAGCGCGCCCUGCCCGCCGCCUCGCUGGCCUCGCUGCCCUACCGCCGCUCCAACCCGAGCCUGUCCAAGCUGUUCGAGUCGACGACGACCAUCUCCACCUCGCGCCCCAGCUCCGGCACCGCAACCCCCACGGCCACGACUGUGCCCGGCUCCGUCUUCUCGCCUGGGUCGCGCCUGAGCGGGUCGGGCACGCCCAACAGCCUGCCACCGGGCGUGUCGGACGAGCACCGCACCCUGAUCCAGCGCGCCUUCGUGCCACACGUCGCUGUCCUUGCCGAUGCGCAGACGGAGGAGCUGAUCCGGGGAAAGGGGCUGGAGGGCGGGUUCCUGCAGCUGCUGAAGCCGUUUGGAGAGGCGGUGCCGGGGAAGGUCACAAUACGAGACAGCAUUGGCGCGAGCAAGAGCUACGAGGACUUUGGCGUCCGCUUCGUCGGCGUCGAGGAUGCCUACCCCGACCCGCGCGUCGAGACAGGUGCCGGGAAGAGGACGUCGACGAGUUCUACGCGGCCACGGCGCAUGGGAGGCGAUGUGUCGCAGAUCGAGGAGCUGGUCGACAAGCACCUGCAGUACUCCGAGUUCAACCACCAGCACCCCACGUCCGACUACCUGAACAAGGGCGACCUGCCUGCUCAGACCGACAGCACCUCCUCGCCCUUCCACACCCUCUAUCUGCGCCGCCUGCUGUCAGGGAUGCCAAUAGUGCCCCACGAGACGUUCUCGCACCCAGUGGCUGGGAUAAUAGCCAUCAGCUCGCGCAACCCACAUCCCAUAGAGGAGCUGCGGCGGUUGUACAACAGACAGCAUGACGGAGACCUGCGCUUCCCCCAGUGGGUGGAGAACGACUUCCUACGGUACUACGUCUUAAUACAUGACGAGGAGACGGGCGACAUCGUCAAGUCCAACCAGACAUUCGACUCGAUGAAGCGCCAUUUCGGCCUCCACUGCCAUCUGCUACGGCUGAAGAGUCAACAAUGCAUACCCUCGGACGACGACAGCGUGCGACUCCCAACCUGCGAAUGGAUGUCUUCGUCAGAAGAACUAGCAGAGAUCCAGAGACGAGAAACCACAGACGACAUCACCGACCCCACCCCCUACUUCCCCGACUCAGACAUCAACAGCCUCCGCACCUUCAUCCGCGAACUCGUCACGCAGUCCAUAAUCCCCAACAUGGAGCGCAGCGUCUCCACCUGGAACGAGCAGAUCCUGUCCCGCCGCCGCGGCCUCUCGGGCCGCUUCAUGUCGCUCUCCAAGCGCUGGACGCCCUUCGGCAGCUCACGAAACAGCUCCUCCUCCUCCCCCGCAUCCUCAAACUCAAACUACGACAGCCUGCAGGGCUUCUACCGCCCGGACGCACCAGAAGCCAUCAUGCGCCGCCUAGCAGACUACUGCUUCAUGAUGCGCGACUGGAAGCUCGCCCUCAGCACCUACGACAUCCUACGCACAGACUUCCAAAACGACAAAGCCUGGCGCCACUACGCCGGCGCCGCCGAAAUGGCCGCCCUCUCCGCACUCAUGGCUCCGUCCCCCUUGUCUGCAAAAAACCGCGCGGAAAAUAUAGACGCUUGCAUCGAGGCGGCGAGCUACUCGUACACGGACCGCCAGCGCAGCGCAGCACCCUACUACGCCCUGCGCACCCUCGCCCUCAGCGUGGAGCUCCUGCGCCUCCGUGGCUCCAGCGCCGCAGACGACGCCGCUCGCUGGGCAUCCCGCAUCCUGGAAACCGGGCUCGUGGGCCCCAUCGGCACCGCGCUUGUCACAGAGCGCAUAGCAGCCUGUUACGCGAUCCGCACGGGCGUCGGCACAUACAAGCUCGGCAGCCGGCGCCGCAAGGCAGCGCUGUGGGCCGUGCUGGCCAGCGAGAGCUGGUGGCGCCUCGAUAAGAGUCUGCAGGCGGAGAAGUGCCUCGAUGCUGCGCUGCGGCUGUAUAAUACGCAGACGGAGAGCAGCGAGGGGGUGGUUGUCAGCUUGCCGUUCGAGGAUAUGCAGCGCUUUGUUGAUGAGUUGAGGCAGCAGAUUCUGGGGCUUAGGCUGGCGAAUCAGGGGUUUGGCGAUGAGGUGCAGGCCGAUGCGGAUCUGGAUGAGGUGCCCGAGACGCUGGAUGCGAGUCCGCGUGCGCGGAGGAGGUCGCUGGUUGCGCCGGUGGAGAUGGGGGAUGGGCCGCUUUUGAGUCCGGCGAGGGAGCGGAAGAAGGAGGUUGAUAGUAAGGCGGAGGGGUUCGAAUAGCCAAGGGGUUUUUUGUCUGUGCUGGACGCCGUUUGAUGAUUAUGUGGUAUUGCAUGACAUGGUAUGAUGACGACGAAUAUGAUGGAUGGAUGGAUGGGGGCGUAGGUUGGGGCAGUGUAGAUAUGGUAAUACAGUAAUGUACGACAAUCACGAAUGCUGAUACAAAUGCCAUCCGCUCAAGACCGUUACAUUCCUCAAAUCACAAAAGUACUAAACAAGAACUCGUCAAGUAGCACAGAAAGGAUGAGUCAUGUAUUCUAAU